This is a messenger RNA of Leguminivora glycinivorella, 4733 nucleotides long. Its product is annotated as neuroligin-1-like. Gene Ontology annotation, molecular function: neurexin family protein binding; signaling receptor activity. Gene Ontology annotation, cellular component: synapse; cell surface; postsynaptic membrane. The transcript is spliced from 14 exons. The record is from RefSeq and is a predicted model, not a curated record. Gene Ontology annotation, biological process: chemical synaptic transmission; synaptic vesicle endocytosis; neuron cell-cell adhesion. Lineage: Eukaryota; Metazoa; Arthropoda; Insecta; Lepidoptera; Tortricidae. Bases 186 to 2966 code for a protein of 926 amino acids.
CGAUGUGCACCGCGCCAAAAACAUGAGACGGUGGCCGCGGGCACGGGAGAAGGGUGUGUCAGGAUGAGCAGGCGCGUGGGGCGGUGCGCGAGCGCCUGCGCGCGGCGGCGGCGGGAGGCGUGACGCGCAGGAGCGGCGCGUCCCGUCCGCGCCCGCGCCCGUCCCGCGGCCGCCCCGUGCGCGUGAUGCGAGCGGACCGCGCCGCGCUUCACGCGUGGCUGGUCUGCUGCGCGGCCGCGCUCUCCUCUCACAAGUACAGCACGCGCGUCGUGAGGACCAAGUAUGGCCCUCUGCGGGGAAUCGUCGUGCACUCGCAUCCGCAAGUCGAAGCUUAUCUCGGAGUGCCAUAUGCCACACCGCCACUUGGUAGCCUUAGAUACAUGCCGCCGGUGACCCCGUCCCAGUGGCGCACGACGCGGCUGGCGGACGCGACGGGCCCGGCGUGCCCGCAGGUUCCGCCCGCCGCCGCGCCGCGCGAGGAGGCGCUGCUGCUGCACCCGCGCGCGCGCAUCCGCCAGCUCGAGCGCCUGCUGCCACUGCUCGCCAACCAGAGCGAGGACUGCCUAUAUGUCAACAUUUAUGUUCCUGUCAAUGGUGAAGGUGAGAACGAGGGCGGCGGGCUGUCGUGCCUGGUGUUCGUGCAUGGCGAGUCGUACGAGUGGAGCUCGGGCAGCGCCUACGACGGCACCACGCUGGCCGCGCACGGCAACAUCAUCGUAGUCACUAUCAACUUUAGGUUAGGUGUAUUGGGUUUUUUAAAGACUGGUGCUAAGGGGUCGGCGCAGGGUAACUUCGGACUGAUGGACCUAGUGGCGGGUCUACACUGGCUGCGCGAGAACCUGCCCGCGUUUGGCGGGGACCCGGAGCGGGUGACGCUCAUGGGCCACGGCACGGGGGCGGCGCUCGCCAACUUUCUUGCUGUCUCCCCUGUGGCUCGAGAGCUACUGAAGCGUGUCAUCUUGUUAAGCGGGUCGGGUCUCAGCUCAUGGGCAUUGCAGAGAGAGCCACUUACGAUAAAAAGAAAGGUGGCAGAGCAGACGGGAUGCCACGGCGACCUGCAGGAGGACGACCUGGCGCCGUGCCUGCGCAACAAGCCGCUGGCCGAGCUGCUAGCCGUGCGACUCGACCCGCCCAGGUUCCUGCCCGGCUUCGCGCCCUUCGUCGACGGCACUGUCAUUGUCAAUCCGUCUUCCGCCCCUCCGCCCACCGACAGCUCGCGGCUCGGCGCCGGCGCCGCCGCGGUGGCGACCGCUGCCGGCCACGAGCUCGCCGACUUUCCGCACAGAGAACUAUUGUUCGGUCUCACUACUACCGAAUCUUACCUGGAAUUCAACGCUCAAGACUUGGAGUUCGGUUUCAACGAGAGCCGCCGGGACCGCAUUCUGCGCACAUUCGUUAGGAACGCCUACUACUACCACCUUAACGAAAUAUAUUCCACCCUGAAGAAUGAGUACACGGAUUGGGAUAAACCUCUGCAAAACCCCCUCAGCGUCCGCGACGCUACGCUAGAGGUACUUAGCGACGGGCGAACGGCGGCCCCACUUAUCAGGUUAGGGUACCUGCACGCUCUCCGCGGCGGAACCACUUAUUUUUCACACUUUCACCACCUCUCGCCCGACAAGGAUUAUCCACAGCGUCCAGGUUCAGUGCACGGCGAGGAGCUGCCCUACUACCUGGGCGUGCCACUGUCCCUGUCCCACCACGCUCAGAACUACACUCAGCAGGAGCAGCGAGUGUCGCGCUUGUGCAUGCACUACAUCACCAACUUCGUUAAAUACGGUAACCCGAACGACCCUUCUGCGACGCCGCCACCGAGCCCACUGCUGGGCGAGGCGCCGAGACUGGGUCCCAACCAGACGCCAUACUGGGACACUUAUGACACCAUCAACCAGCUCUACCUGGAGAUCAGUAGUAAGGCUGAAAUGCGCAGCCAUUACCGUGGCCACAAGAUGUCGCUCUGGCUGUCCCUCAUCCCGCAGCUGCACCGCUCCGGGCCCGACAUGCCGGACGCCGCCAUGCGGCACCACCACUUUCAAGAAGAUCCUAAUUAUUACGAAGGCGCUGUAAGAGUGCAACCUAUGACUCGAGAACAUGUGCCGCAUGUUGUGAAUCUGGAUAGCGCUGUGCGUGGCGACGGUGGGCGCACUACACCGCCGCCGCGCACAGCAGCUCCACGGCCCUCCGUCCCACCCGCGCCCUCCACCGAGUGCCCCCCUAAUGUCACGACGACACCUGCUCAAACCGACGACGCCCUGUUGCGGCGACUCGCUUCUUCUCAUUAUCAGUCUUAUACUGCCGCCCUGACCGUCACGAUAGCAGUCGGGUGUUUCCUUCUACUUCUCAACGUUCUUAUAUUCGCUGGCAUAUAUCACCAGAGAGGAACGCGGCCCCGGCGAUCGAAAGAUGAUUUGGCCGAGGCGGGAAGCUCAUCAUCUUCCGACAAUUAUGAUGGAAAGCUCGACUACGAAGUGCGCGCAUUUGAUGGGAAAGGUUUCGGUUUCGAGUGUAAGUCUGCCCACGUGCCGCGGGCAACCGGGUCUAAGUUUGAUCUACGGACGUUAUCAGACUGCGGUGAGCCUACGUUUGGUGAAUACAGUUGCUACGACGAGAAACACAGGGCGGCGCGUCGGUCGUUGCCGGAUGUAAGUGUGGGUAGUGCGAUUGAAGCCGGUAGUGUAGUUUGUAUCGGUGUAGACACACAGAAACCUGAUAUUCAAAAAGUGGAUGGAAGACAAGAGGUCAUAGGUAGAACUACCACCUUUGAACCUAGAGUAGUUGAUAGUUCUACACAAGUGAAAUUCGGUCCAGUGCCCGACCCGUCGGAAGGGGCGUGCGAGUCCAACGCCGAGUCGGAGGCCUGCGGCGCGAGCGGCUCGGGCAUCCUGCGCGUGCCGCCGGCCGCCGCCACGCCCGCGCCGCCCGGCAUCAUGAAGAAGAGGGUACAGAUUCAGGAGAUAUCAGUAUGAGGGCUCCUUGAUACCGCUCAAAUUGUUAUUAAUAAAAGGACUGAAUUAUAACGAAUUCACGACCUCUUCAAGUGUAUAUUUAGAGUAAUGAAAUGUGACAAGAGUAAAGAAACAAUGUAUAUAUUGAUACAGUUUAUUAGAUAAAUAAUAAAUGUGCGUACAGCGAAAUGGACUUAGAGGAAUAUAUGUAAUUUUCUCUGCCUUAUGUGAAUCUGCAGUUGUAAAUAUGUAAGUAAUACUUCUUGUCUCUUCCGCUCUACUUGCUAUCGUAUAGAAGGCGUGGGAAUAGUUUAACAGUUUGUAUAGUGGGUAAGUCGCAGUCCUUGAUUACAUACAUUCGAGCUAAUAUAAUUUGCCUGUGACUACACUGUGACUGUUAUAUUAUUUCUACCCUUUAUACAUAAUAUAUAGAAUGAAGGAAUUGUAGGUUCUUGUGAACGUAUUUGUAUGUAAAGUUAACAUUUACAUGUGAAUAUAACAAUAACAUAGUAAUGAAGUGAUCUAAAUACCGUUGUACAUAAUGGAUACAAAAAGUAUUUCGCGUAGUAUAUAAAUAACUUUGAAUGUUGUAAUUUUUUGUAAAGUUACUUUAAGUGACUAUUACUUUGAGUAGUUUUUGAUAAGUAACAAUUGAAAAUUAAUAUGACAAACGGGUAAGUACUCAGAAGCGCUCAUUAGGUUAAAAAUAAAACCAUCAACCAACGCGAGAACGGUUCAUAUUAUUUAAACCAAACAAUUACUUCGAGGUAAACAGGGUAAAAGACCAUUCUUUAAAGUACAAUUCUGCCAUCAAAAAUAUUUCUACAGUUAUGCCCAUACAGAGUAGUCGUUUUAGUAGCUUUUAAUUGACCGAAUGCCUAGAUUAAUCAAAUUCUAUAGGUAUACUUACUAUAAUUAACGCGAACCUCUGGUCUCACCCUACGUAACUGCUUUAUACCCAUAUACUAAACGUAAACUAUCACUUUUUUAUAAACAAAUUAAUCCCGAGUUUUAAAUUUGUUUGAUUAAAUAAUGAUACCUACUCUUGCAUGACUUAAAUAAAUACUUUAGUAAACUUUCUGUACAAAUCACUACAAAUUUUCUGUAGGUGAAAUUAUUAUACAUAUGGUGCCCACGAGGAACCUGAACGAUGUUGAACAGCUUGAUCAAUAUACCUAGAUAUUUUUCUAGCACGAACGUCAAGUUGUUAGUGCUUGACAAAAUAAAAACAUCGACAAUCCUUUUAUCGAUAAAUAUCCUUACAUAAGGUUAUUGAUUACCCCUGAUAAUAAUCUCUAAAAUCUUGAAUAAUCAUGUAAGAAAUUAUGUAUACUAUUAAAAUAUGGUUCGUUUUAGGUAUUAUUAUUGUCCAUUUAUUUUCAAACAUGUGACAUUUGUAUAAUACAUUAAUGAUAUAUACCUACACAUCAAUUCGAGCCUAUAUUCAAUAAACGGGGUAGGCAGAGCACAUGCAACUACUCAAGAUUCAGUGCCACGGCAAUAAUUAAUGACAUAAUAAAAUUAUAAUAAUUAAUGACAUAUUAUAAUGUAAGUUAUCGAUGAACUAAAUAUCGGAAGGAAGUCACUAGUGUCACUUCGUUCGUGACAUAAAAAAUAUCUAGGUAUAUUGAUCAAAGUUUCAAACUUUUAGAAUAAGCUAGUUUCAUUUUUAAUUAGCAAUAUUAAAUGAAUACGUGUCUUUAAUUUUUAUGAAAUUGAAAAUAAUUUGCUUAUCCUUAGAGCGUUUUCACAUUUUCUGAUCAGAUAUCGGAUGUAGGACCAACAUAU